Molecule: messenger RNA, 1309 nt
Organism: Atta colombica
Lineage: Eukaryota; Metazoa; Arthropoda; Insecta; Hymenoptera; Formicidae
Product: fumarylacetoacetase-like
Exons: 8
Coding region: 39-1292 (417 amino acids)
Biological process (GO): homogentisate catabolic process; L-phenylalanine catabolic process; L-tyrosine catabolic process
Molecular function (GO): fumarylacetoacetase activity
Source: RefSeq, a predicted model, not a curated record
ACUGACUUGACAGACAGACGUUCGUAGUAGCUGUAACCAUGAAAUCUUUCAUCGAUUACUCGGCAUCUAGCGAUUUCCCGCUUGAAAAUUUACCAUACGGAAUCUUCUCAACGAAAGAUGAGCCAGACAAAAAAAUUGGUGUGGCAAUUGGUGAUCAAAUUUUGAACUUGAAUGCUAUCGCAAAUUAUUUCGAUGGACCAUUGUUGGAAAGUAAGCAAGAUGUGUUUCGUCGUGAUUGUCUAAACGAUUUUAUGUCUCUCGGAAGGCCAGCAUGGCUAGAAGCAAGAUCUAAACUUCAAGAGCUGCUGUCUGCCAGUAAUCAUACUUUGCAAGAUCCUGAAAUCCGCUCUAAAAUUUUUGUCGCUCAAAAAGAUGCUAUAAUGCAUUUACCAGCCAAAAUCGGAGAUUAUACGGAUUUUUAUUCAUCUCUUAAUCAUGCUACAAAUGUCGGUAUCAUGUUCCGUGGAAAAGAAAAUCCGCUGAUGCCAAAUUGGAAAUAUUUGCCAGUUGGCUACCACGGAAGAGCAAGUUCCAUUGUUGUGUCAGGCACACCCAUAAGACGACCGUGUGGUCAAACACUACCGGUUGAAGGUGCAGCACCUGUUUUUGGGCCUUGCAGAUUAAUGGAUUUCGAGCUCGAAGUUGCUUUCUUUGUCGGUGGUCCAUCUACAAAUCUUGGUGAUACUGUUUCAGCUUCUAAAGCGUAUGAUCAUAUUUUUGGGAUGGUCUUGAUGAAUGAUUGGAGCGCAAGAGACAUUCAGAAAUGGGAGUACAUGCCAUUAGGACCAUUCGGUUCAAAGAAUUUGGGCACGACAAUUUCUCCAUGGAUCGUUACAAUGGAAGCUCUAGACGCUUUCAAAGUACCAAAUAUGACUCAAGAUCCAGAACCGUUUCCAUAUUUGCAACAUAACGAGUCUUGUAAUUUCGAUAUUAAAUUGGAAGUUGAUCUUAAACCAUCAAGUGGUGUAAUCACAACCAUAUGCCGGAGUAACUUCAAACACAUGUACUGGACUCCACAACAACAACUGGCGCAUCAUACUGUUACAGGAUGCAACAUUAAUCCUGGAGACUUAAUGGGAUCCGGCACUAUAAGUGGAAACACUUCGGAUUCUUAUGGUUCUAUGCUGGAAUUAUGUUGGAAAGGCACACAUACUAUUGCGCUAAAAGAUGGUACAACAAGAAAAUUCCUUCAAGAUGGUGAUGAAAUAAUUAUUCAUGGUUAUUGUGCUGGCGAUGGUUAUAAAGUCGGUUUCGGAACAUGUACGGGAAAAUUGUUACCUGCUAAUAACUAACAAGUGAAAUUGGUGCA